CCUCCAGCUCAGCUGAUGGACACUCAGAAGGAAGCUCUGAGCAGGAUCAUUGGCACGUUGACCAAUAAGAAUGAAGAGCUCCAAAACUUCUUGGAAACACUUGACAACAUACGGACAGGCCUGCAGGAAGAGUCAUGUAAGGUGAUGUCAGAGCUGGAGGCGGAGUUGGAAAAGUUAAGCUCUGCCCUGGAAGAGAGAGGGGCGUGGCUUCGCAGUGUCAUUGAAGAGGAGAAGCAGAGGAAAGAUGCAGAGCUUCAGAAGCAGCUGUCGGCGGGAACAUUCGCUCUGCGGUCAUGUGAAGAAUUGCUCGAAUUUGCAAAUCAAACACUGACCAUCACCAGCGAAGAAGAAUUCCUCAAGGCUGCAAAACAAAUCAAAGAAAGGGUAACCAUGGCUCCAGCGUUCCGGCUGACAACUCGUCCAGCGGUAUCGGAGAACAUGUCACAGUUUACUGUGGACUUCAGCACAGAGAGGGCUGGACUUCAACGACUUCACUUCCUGCCUGUACCCAGAGCUCCAGAGAUCGAUGUCUCCAGCUGUGUCGUCCGUGACAACGCCAUCACGGUUGCCUGGCGACCAGCUGGUGAGGCCGAUGGCGAUGGUGACUGCGUCAGUGGACGAAUUGAAUGCUAUGAAGUGGAAUACCAAAAAACAAACCGUGACAGCUCAUUGAGAGCCGCAGGAGAAGCAUGCUGGGAAAAAGUCCAUGACAUCAGAGAAACGCAUGUCACUAUUGCAGGUCUGAAGUUUGACUCGCGGUUCAUUGUUGUUCGAGUUCGAGCGAGAAACAAAGCAGCUGCUGGCGAGUUUUCUGAGCCGGUUGCCAUGGAAACCAGAGGUGGUCUGAAGUUUGACUCGCGGUUCAUUGUUGUUCGAGUUCGAGCGAGAAACAAAGCAGCUGCUGGCGAGUUUUCUGAGCCGGUUGCCAUGGAAACCAGAGUCUCCGUCCUCUGCAACACGCUCAGCAGCAGAAGUGCCACGCCUUCGCCCAGUAAGAUGGCUGGAGGUCGAGGAGGACGUGAACGUUUUGCUGGAGAGUCAUACACAGUGUUGGGUGACCAGGAGAUGACCGGUGGCUGUCACUACUGGGAGCUCUGCCCCGUCACAGAUUGGAAAUCGUUCAGUGUGGGUGUGGCCUACCGGGGCAGCCUUGGCCGUUUUGACCAAUUAGGGAAAAGUGCUGGAUCAUGGUGUCUCCAUGCCAGUCAAUGGCUGCAGAGCUCGCUUGCUGCGAAGCACAACAACCGAGCAAAGGCUCUUGAUUGGCCGCUGCCUCAGAGAAUUGGAAUUUACUGUAAUUAUGACAACGGUGAUUUGUCCUUCGUUGAUGUGGGUCGUCUUUGUCUCCUUCACUCCUUCAAAACAAAGUUCAGCCAGCCGCUUGUUCCUGCUUUUACCGUUUGGUGCGGUGGAAUUGUUAUAACAACUGGCCUACAGGUGCCGAGCUUCAUGGGUAAUUUCCUGUCCACCAGUCGGAGCCUCAGUAACCUGACGCAGUAGCUCCACCACUUCUAAUCAUCUGUUUUCAUUUUGUUGUUAUGUGUUAUAAUUUCUUUUUUUGUAUGUAUUUUAUUCAUUAAUUUAAUAAUUAAUACAUUUUAAACAGAAAUUCAUUAUGAAUUGAAAAUAUAAAAUAAAUGUUAUCAUAUUUAAUUAAAUGUACUGCAUUGAUUAUAGUUUAAGUUUGAGUGCUUUUAAUUUGAAGAUGUACUGAAGUUGUCUGUGAGCCAGUUUUUAUUUUGACAGAUUUUGUGUAACAGGAAAAGAAAGUAGGGUUUGCAGACGUCGAUUGUUGUGUGCAACAGUGUUUAUAAAUAUUUUGUAAAGGUGACACAGAAAAGCAUUAAAACAUUGGACAGUAGCGAAAAGGCAAUGUGAUAUCAUUAGUACUUGUCAGAAGACCCUGUGUUACCAUGAUGAUACUUGAGUGCCACAGAACAGGUGUUAGGGCUGAUAGAUAAAACAAUUUGAUUUUGAUGGACAUCCAAUUCAUACCCAGUUCAAAAAAUUUUUGUGACCUGAAACUUGAGCUUUUAUUUUACAAUAUUUUGUUUUUACUGAUGUAUGGAUUUGUGUGUGUACGUUUCAUAUCUGAUGUGAGAGUGGAUUUGAUUUAAUGUUUGAUAUCUGAGAUGAAGUGAUUAAUCAGUUUCAUUUAUAAGGGUUAGAGAGGGUUAGGGAAGGGGAAUGGAACCUGUCCCCUGUAAGGGACUGGAGGUGCACGGGCCUCCCCCAGGAGUCUCUGCCAGCCUGGAACCCCCAGUUGUUUUGACAGGGGUGCUGGCCAUGUUAGGGAAGGGGAACUAAACCCAUCCCCCGUGGGGGACAGGAGGUGCAAGGGCCUUCCCCCAGGACCGUUCGACACCCCGGGACCCCCAGUUAUCUUGACGGGGGAGCUGGCCACGUCUGCCAUAACGGACAGUGGUCCAGCCCCCUCCGUCAUCCCUAGAACCCAUUGGGUUUCUUUUAUGAGUGUUAUUUAUGUGUGUUUAGCUUUGUUAUACUAAUGAAAUAUAUAAAUGUAUAAGAUUAAGUAUGAAAUGUAUAUAAUGUUUAUAAAAUAAAAUGUAUAUGUAAAAUGCAAUAAAAUUGUGAAAUUAAAGUGUCCCUAAUUCGGGUUUAAUAAAAUUGUCCCAAAAACGGGCUUUAUCAAAAAAAAAGUGUCCCUAAAAAAGGGUUAUUGAAAUAAAAUAAAAUAUCCCAAGAAUGGGCUAUUUAAUAAACAAAAAGUGUGUCCAAAUGCUGCGACGUUUCGGUCCUAUGUGGACCUUCUUCAGGCAGGACACACUGCAAAGAAAAACUCCCUAAUCUGGGCUCUCUAAGGAAAUGUUUACCCUUCGAAGGUCUGAGUUAAAAUGAACUCUCUGGCAGCCUGUCUCUCCCUUUUAUAGUCUCCGCCCCCUGUGUCUAAAACCAUGAAUUCUAUUUAUCGCCUAAAGCUGUUUGUUGUUUUUAAUCUUAUAUGCACCCCAUGAAAUAAAACCCUUUUAUUUUAA
Messenger RNA from Epinephelus lanceolatus (giant grouper), 2996 nucleotides. NCBI's taxonomy places the organism in Eukaryota, Metazoa, Chordata, Actinopteri, Perciformes, Serranidae. The record is from RefSeq and is a predicted model, not a curated record.